Messenger RNA from Rhagoletis zephyria (snowberry fruit fly), 812 nucleotides. RefSeq names its product transient receptor potential cation channel trpm-like. Gene Ontology annotation, cellular component: plasma membrane. Gene Ontology annotation, molecular function: monoatomic cation channel activity. NCBI's taxonomy places the organism in Eukaryota, Metazoa, Arthropoda, Insecta, Diptera, Tephritidae. The record is from RefSeq and is a predicted model, not a curated record. Gene Ontology annotation, biological process: monoatomic cation transmembrane transport; metal ion transport.
GUACGUUUGUCCUUUGAUACACGACCGGAAUUGCUAGUUCAACUGUUUACCAAAGAAUGGAAUUUGGAAUUACCAAAACUUUUGAUUACAGUACAAGGUGGCAAGGCGAAUUUCGAGCUCAACCAAAGUUAAAGAAGGAAAUUCGCAAGGGCCUUUUGAAGGCGGCGAAAACGACUGGCGCAUGGAUUUUUACAGGCGGAACAAAUACAGGUGUUACAAAACAGGUGGGCGAUGCGUUGUUGCUCGAGGGUCAGCAGCGGAGUGGUCGUGUUGUUAGUAUUGGUAUUGCACCCUGGGGCAUAGUGGAGCGUAAUCACGAACUUUUGGGACAUAAUCGUGAGGUGCCCUGUCAUAGCAUAAGUUCGCCAAGGUCAAAAUUAGCAGUGUUGAAUAAUCGUCAUGCUUACUUCCUGCUGGUCGAUAAUGGUACACAAGCGAAAUAUGGCGCUGAGUUGAUAUUGCGACGAAAAUUGGAAAAAUUCAUAUCGAACUUAAAACUGCAUCCAUUUACACAUUCCAGCACACCGGUCGUCUGUCUGGUUAUUGAAGGAGGUACAAAUACGGUACGUGCGGUAUUAGAGUACGUGACGGACACACCGCCAGUGCCAGUGGUGGUAUGUGAUGGUUCGGGUCGUGCAGCGGAUCUGAUAGCGUUUGUGCACAAAUAUGCCUCCGAUGGCGAGGAGCAGCCAGUACUGGAGUCCAUGCGGGAUUACUUAAUAACUACUAUACAAAAAACUUUCGAAGUCGGCUUCGAUCAAGCGGAAAAACUUUACCAAGAACUUUUGCAAUGCACACGAAAUAAAAAUUUG